Messenger RNA from Lodderomyces theae, 1680 nucleotides. RefSeq names its product dolichyl-P-Man:Man(6)GlcNAc(2)-PP-dolichol alpha-1,2-mannosyltransferase (gene ALG9). Gene Ontology annotation, molecular function: alpha-1,2-mannosyltransferase activity. The transcript has a single exon. Gene Ontology annotation, cellular component: endoplasmic reticulum membrane. Bases 1 to 1680 code for a protein of 559 amino acids. NCBI's taxonomy places the organism in Eukaryota, Fungi, Ascomycota, Pichiomycetes, Serinales, Debaryomycetaceae. The record is from RefSeq and is a predicted model, not a curated record. Gene Ontology annotation, biological process: protein N-linked glycosylation.
AUGGGAUUAUCCACAACACAAUAUGGCUUGAUACUACUCAACAUUGCAUUUCGACUAUACUCGUCACUCUACAUGAUCAUAGGAGACUGUGACGAGACGUUCAAUUACUGGGAGCCACUAAAUUUACUAUUGCGUCAAUUUGGUAAACAAACUUGGGAGUACUCUCCAGUCUACUCAAUCCGGUCAUAUGCCUACCUAAUACCUUACUAUAUUGUUGGAAAAGUACUACAGGCUCUAAAUGUAACUCCUAUUAAUGUGUUUUAUGGUAUACGUGUGGUGGCACUAGGUGGGUUCACCUCAUUCGUUGAGUUGAAUAUGUUCACCAACUUGAAUUCGUACUCGGCGAAUUUGGCAAACUGGUGGCUAUUCCUAUCUAGUAUCAAUAUUGGAAUGAGUCAUGGCGGUAUUGCGUUAUUGCCUAGCUCGUUGGCUUUGCAAACUACAUUAUUGGCGAAUGCAUAUAUCUUCAAGAGUCUCGUUAGUGAAAAGACGAGCACCAGAGAGAGUAAUUUAUUGAAAGCUGUAACCUGGUAUUUUAUUGGAGGGCUUUUGGGCUGGCCAUUUGCUUUGGCGUUGGGAUUGCCCGUUGGUGUGUACACAUUGGGGCAAGUUUUGCAGCUGCGAGUUGUUGGCACGAUUUUGUUCAAGAUCGGACUAAUAUUAGUAUCCAUUGUGGCAGUUAUCACACUCAUUGAUUCAUACUACUUACAGAAGCUUGUUUUUGUGCCGAUAAACAUUGUAUUGUACAAUGUGUUUGGAGGUGAAGGUGAAGGGCCAGAAAUUUUCGGGGUUGAGCCAUUGAGUUACUACAUUCUCAAUUUAUUGCUAAAUUUUCAAAUUGUGUUGCCGUUAGCUGUUUUGGGCGCUUUGAUAAACCCAUUCGUUACAACAAAUGCCAAACGGUUUAGUGUUGUUGUUUCAGCACAAUUGAUAAUUUGGUGUGGUAUAUUUUUCAGUCAACCGCACAAGGAAGAACGGUUCAUGUACCCAGUAUAUCCGUUGAUUAAUCUAUCUGCUGCCAUUUUUGUGUCGAAAUUGACAACAUUAGUGAAAGGCAGAUUACCUAGGUCCAUAUACAAUGUUGCCCAAGUUGGUUUUGUUGUGGCUGUGCUCCUCAUUGCAGUGCUUAGAAUUGCCAACUUGGUUGAAAACUAUGCAGCGCCACUUCAGGUAUAUGAAGCUGUGUCGCAAUUACCCGUUGCACCGUCUUCCAAUCAGAUCAAUGUAUGCACAGGAAAAGAAUGGUAUCAUUUCCCCAAUUCAUUCCAUAUACCACACCAACAUCGAUUACGGUUUGUUGAAUCUGGCUUUGAUGGAUUACUACCAGGUGAUUUUUUUGAGCCCACAACCUCAAUCAUUGAGUCGACUACGUUUGUUCCGCCACACAUGAAUAACAAAAACCAGUUUGAACUGGAUAAAGUAAUUCCUUGGGAGCAAUGUGAUUAUUUUGUUGAUAAUACGCAAGCAGAGUCUAUUCCUCAGUUGAUUAGACCGGACUUGUCUGUUGAUGAGACCAAAUGGCAAAUUUUGCAAUGUAACAAGAUGAUUAAUCCAAAUGGGAAACACAAUUCCAUUGGGAAAUUGAUUUAUAUACCGCAAUGGGCAAGAAGAUUGGUGCCCUAUAACGUUGAGUAUAUGGAUUUAUGUCUAUUGAAGCGAGUGGGAGAAAAAGGAGCAUGA